CCAACCUCCUGCCAGCAAUUCUACCACUGCAGCUGCUCGACAAUACUCAACUAAAUCGGUUAAUAUCUUCCUGGCUUGAGUUAUCAGCGCCUCUACUAUGCAUAUUUGGUGCAUGCUAAACGACCUCUGUAUCCCACGAUGGACUCUCACGCCUCAACCUUGUCAGAAGUGACUUCCACGCUCUUGCGCCCGUCUAAAUGGGUUUCGUCUUACGAAGACAUCGUGACCAAAAACUCGAAUACCGUUGGCCAGAUUGAAUCUGCCCUGAGGUCUCUCAUUUAUAUAAUUCCUGGACGCUUCCGCGAGUCCGAAUUACCUUCAGAAUGUGUUCAUUCCGGAGUACAGCUAUUAUCGCUCUAUCAUGAUAGUCUAGUCACCCGUGUUAUUUCUCAACUCCCCUCUACCAUUCCUCGACCACCCUUAUCCCCGCAUGCGAGAUAUACGAAAUAUUGGACCAUCAAGUCGCCCCAGUAUCGCAAUAUAGCGCUUGCAUUACAGAUGAUUCAGUAUACGGAGCUUCUGUGGGAAAUGUUAGCGCGACGGCGAGGAGAAAAGGUCCGAAGACGCGUGAUUAUCAUGAUCGAGAUUGCCAAAGCUUUGUGCCGCCUACUACUCUUGCGAUUGACGAAUUCGCGACCACUUGUCAGCCCUCCACUUCCAGAGAGAGAACAAGAUCCCCGUGCGUUGGAAACAGAAAGAGAUUCAGGAGAUUGGAAUGGUAUGGAUACACUCUCGAGUGAUGGACUUUCUGAGUUGAGCUGGACAAUGCCCCGAACUGGACUUUCGCUUCCAAGUCUCCCAGACACAAGCGAUAUCUCAAAUUACCUCAUUUCUAAGGUUCUCACGGCCGAUGAUGUUAAACCACCGAAAUCUUUACUGCAUCGCGUCUCAGGACAAGGCCAGCUUGCGGAAGUACUGUAUAUUUUACGUCCAGUCAUCUACGCACUCGCACUACAAAGAUGGUCUGGAAAUAAGCGAAGCUGGAGUCCUUGGCUGAUAGGUUUCGGCUUGGAAUACGGGAGCCGUCAACUUGCUAAGAGGGAUCUAAAAGAGCGUGUUGCUGGAGGUCUGAGAGGUCUCACAGGUUUGGAAAGAGACGAACUGCGCAAGAGAGGUUGGAAUAUGGGAUGGUGGUUGAUGCGUGGCGCCUUCUAUGAGAACUUUACAAAACAAUGGAUAAAAAGUACGGCUGAGCGACUGAAGGGUAAACCACUGCUGGGCCUGCUUGGCGAAUUGGUGGACGAUUACGAAUUCUUGUGGGAAAACUACUAUUUCUCAACCGCGACGCUCUGAUUGAAGUCUUUCUUAACAUGACCAUAUCCUUUUAACCAUCCUUUCAUUACUCCAAGUGUUUUAAUAUAUGUUUCUGGGGGCCUCCAGUUUCUCACUUAUUCAACAAUGAGCUACACUUUCUUUUGUUUGGAGUGUUUCAAAAUAGGGGUAUGAGGCGUUACUGGAAGAUAACUAAAGUUACGUGACAUUAGAGCAAUACGUAGUUAUAUAUUCAA
Talaromyces proteolyticus is the source of this 1508-nucleotide messenger RNA. RefSeq names its product peroxin Pex16-penicillium chrysogenum. The transcript has 4 exons. The record is from RefSeq and is a predicted model, not a curated record. Gene Ontology annotation, cellular component: peroxisomal membrane. Gene Ontology annotation, biological process: peroxisome organization. NCBI's taxonomy places the organism in Eukaryota, Fungi, Ascomycota, Eurotiomycetes, Eurotiales, Trichocomaceae. The coding region runs from base 139 to 1293 and encodes 384 amino acids.